GACAUUUAACUUAAUUUUUUAAUGAUUUUUUAUUUGGUUAAAUUGGAUUCUUGGUUUUAUAUUUUAAUUAAUAAAAUUAAGUACAUGUUUACUUGCUAUUAAAAGUAUUAACUACUGCAAUAAUCUAAUGGCCACUAGGAAUGCAUUAGCAGUGUUAGUCUCAAAGUCUUCAUACUUUGCAUAUCAAAGAACAUACCUUCAUUCUUUUACAAUAUCUUGUAAAAUUCCAAGAGAAACUCUGUUAAAUAAGAUACUACGUAGCAAUUUCUUUGUUAUAAAAGCUAAAAAAACUUCCAAAAAUGCUCCAGGCGCUACGAACGGUAAAGUAAAUGAUAAUUCAAAAGCAAAGUUAAUUAAGGAUCUUAAUUUUCAAUCUGAUGAUGAGGCGAGACCUUUUUAUAAAUUGUCUGUAAAGACUUUACUACAUAUUUACAAGACAACAAAGAAAGAUGAAGAAUGUGGUUAUUGCAAAAACAGGUUGUACUACAUUGCAGAUCAUAUUAAAUGUCCGCCUUUAGUUCUAAGUCAACAAAUUGUUCGAAGAACAUUUAUAUACAACUUAUCAUUUGAUUGGCUUGAAAGUUCCUUGCAAGUAUUAUUAGAUAUGGGUGUGACAGGAGACCGAAUACUGAGAGAUUUGUGGGUUCUUAAAUAUCACCAUAAUACUAUAAAGGAAAGACUACAAAGAGUUAAAGACAAUGGUGUCGAAAACCUUUACCCUUGGAUGGUUAGGUGUUCAGAAGAUAUAAUGAUUAGGUAUAUUCAAAUAUUUCAAGAAACAAAAUCUAUUCUAGGGGAUAAUAAAUCUACAAAGAUGUAUCUUGCCAACCGAUUAAAUAUCUCACCAGAAAUAAUCGAGGAUAUGUACUUAAAAGUUCCAGCCUUAAAAACUACCAGAGCUGCUAAGGUGAAAAAAUUUCUAGACUUCCUAUUAGAACAGGGUUUUAGCCUUGAGGAAAUUACAAAUAAAGCUAGAAUACUUACAGCAUCUCAAAAUACUGUAAAGCAGAGACUUGAAAAGUUGAGAGCCUUGGGUUUACGAGAAAUUAAUUUGAAUGUUUUGUGUAGAAGUAGAAAAGAAUUUCAAAAGUAUUGUGAGUCAAUAGAGUCCAUCACUAAAGAGCAAUUAUAAAAUGUUAUGACUAAUUUUAAUAAACUGUUGUAUUUAAUAUUG
Messenger RNA from Maniola jurtina (meadow brown), 1174 nucleotides. RefSeq names its product transcription termination factor, mitochondrial (gene mTTF). Gene Ontology annotation, molecular function: double-stranded DNA binding. Gene Ontology annotation, cellular component: mitochondrial matrix. The coding region runs from base 128 to 1132 and encodes 334 amino acids. The record is from RefSeq and is a predicted model, not a curated record. The transcript has 6 exons. Gene Ontology annotation, biological process: termination of mitochondrial transcription; regulation of DNA-templated transcription. NCBI's taxonomy places the organism in Eukaryota, Metazoa, Arthropoda, Insecta, Lepidoptera, Nymphalidae.